Molecule: messenger RNA, 2202 nt
Organism: Colletotrichum spaethianum
Lineage: Eukaryota; Fungi; Ascomycota; Sordariomycetes; Glomerellales; Glomerellaceae
Product: Kelch repeat-containing protein
Exons: 3
Coding region: 1-2202 (733 amino acids)
Molecular function (GO): protein binding
Source: RefSeq, a predicted model, not a curated record
AUGUUGAUCGACACCAAAAGCAAAGCCGCAGGUGGGUCAGGAAACGUCAACAGUUUUGCGCCUAACACCAUCGACGGCGCGCUCCUUCACAACGACGCAGAGUUUUUCUUGUAUGGAGGUGUCCUUGCUAAGCGGUCAGACUCAUAUGGUUCUCCGCCUGGUGACAAGGUAAUGGUAUGGCGUAUGCACGAAUACGGUCCAGAGAAGCCUUCAUUUCGAAAUGGCAGCAGCGACAUGGUGUCCCUUGAGGGCGAUAUGACGCAGUAUGUUGCCCAUGGAGGGGCUGCCAGUGCCCCCUCAGAGAACAAGGCCUGGUAUGUAGGCGGCAUGCGCUCGCCUCUCGGAGGAGAGAUUUACAUGGGCGACACGAACCGUUCAUUGAACGCCGUCAACGCCUCGAAUUUCCUCGUCACUCUUGAUAUGUCUGAACAGUUAUUCGAGAAAUUCUCGAACCAGUCGUUUCCAGAAUAUAUCAAGGCAAGAGCAAAUUCAGAGGUUGUUUGGGUCCCCGUCGGAGACGAAGGCAUUCUCGUUGUUCUGGGAGGUGUGACCUACCCCGAGUAUGUCAACUCCAGUCACAAGUCCGACGAUGCUUUCAAGAGUCAACAAGAUAGCCCUGCUUUCAUGGAGACCAUCGACAUCUACGACGUGGCUGGCAACAAAUGGUAUCAGCAGACGACCGAGGGAACAAAGCCUCCGGCCCUUGCCCGAGGCUGUGCUGUCCUCGCACCGGCACAAGAUUACUCAAGCUUCAACAUCUAUUACUAUGGCGGGUACGAUGGCAUCAACGCCAAGGAAGACUUCAGCGACGAUGUCUGGGUUCUCUCCAUUCCGUCCUUUCAGUGGACCAAGGUAUAUGAGGGAAAAGCCCUUCAUGCGCGCGCCGGCCAUCAGUGUGUGAUGCCUUACCCUGAUCAGAUGAUGGUCAUUGGUGGCUACACAGCGAUUUCAGGCGGAGGUUCCCCGCCGUGCCUCGAGGGAGGCAUAAUUCAAGUGUUCAAUCUAUCGAGUGCAGAAUGGCUCGAUGGGUACAGUCCGGCUAAAUGGUCAAACUACACCAUACCCACUGCCGUCGUCAGCAAGAUCGGAGGCGACGAGAAGGGAUCGGCGACCAAGACAGAACCCGAGGGGUCCGGAUGGGCAGAUCCAAGCCUGGCGGCCAUCUUCGCGAAGCCGUAUGAAACCUCGAAGAUCAAGACAUGGUACCCCUACACCGAAACGAAAGAAACUCCUCGUCCUACCGUACCAGCCGAUGGAAACAAUGAUGGUGGCGGUGGAGGUGGAACCCCGAAGUGGGUUGCCCCCGUUCUCGGCGUCGUCCUUGGUCUUGUUUUCAUCACCGCUAUUCUUGUUGGGUUUUGCCUCUGGCGUCGCCGGAGAAUCCUCAGACGCGGCAACGGGACCGCGACCCAGACGGAUGACAACGGCUCUCGCAUCAUCUCCUGGAUUAGGGGACAACCAAGCGAGCCGGCCAAGGCGCCCACUGUCACGACUGAAGAGGCACCUUCUACUCAAGACAUGGCUGAAGUCCGCACACCACCUCUAGCGCCUGCUGCAUCACCCGUGCCAUAUUAUUUUGCCCAUGAAGUGGCCGAUAAUCAAAUUGCUGAGCUUCCAGAUACGUCUCCACGCCCAGAGCUUCAUGGCGUCGGUCUAACGCCAGUUGAAAUCAUCAACAAACACACCCACUUCGGUACCGGCACCGGCACCGGCUCUAACCCUGGAACCACUCACCAGUCAUCCUACUACGCCUCCGUUUCCAGCAACGAGAACGCCUCCUCCCUUUCUCGCUCUUCUGGUGUUAUUGGCUACCAGACCCGGGCCCAGUCACCCGAUCCAGGCUCGCCAUCAUCACCGAUCAGUACGGCCACGCCCGCAGGCCGCAUUGGAUCCGACGUCUCAGGCAUUGCUGACCGCGACGCAAGGCACCUGAGGCACCUCAGCGAGGCGACAGUAAGCUCGGCUUCGUCAGGCGGCGAGCAAGGUGGGUCCACGGCGCGGGAGCAGCCGCUUGGGGUGCCAGAUACGGUGCCCGAGACGCCCACGCCUGGACACCCGAGCCCGCUGAGUCCGCCGACAGGGGCGUCAGAUGGGGAGGAUUAUAUCAGUGCGAGGUUGUUGCCUGUUAGCCCGACUGGCGAGGCGACAUUGAGGAAGAGCAUGUUUCAUGAGAGUGAGGAUGAUCUUGGGUCGAGGAAAUGA